Saccostrea echinata is the source of this 4035-nucleotide messenger RNA. Its product is annotated as serine/threonine-protein kinase PAK 3-like. Gene Ontology annotation, biological process: regulation of axonogenesis; protein phosphorylation; regulation of MAPK cascade. The coding region runs from base 186 to 1736 and encodes 516 amino acids. Lineage: Eukaryota; Metazoa; Mollusca; Bivalvia; Ostreida; Ostreidae. Gene Ontology annotation, cellular component: cytoplasm. Gene Ontology annotation, molecular function: protein serine/threonine kinase activity; ATP binding. The transcript has 16 exons. The record is from RefSeq and is a predicted model, not a curated record.
AUCGCGAUCUCGCAGAAGCGAGACUUUGGUGCCAUCUUGAUUAAAGAAGAAAAGAGGCAGAGGAAAUGUCGGUGAACUUGUUCAACUUCUAGUAAUUAGUCAUACACUUGAGAAGUAAAGGCCUGCAUUCUGAGCCUGUUGAUGACUAGCAAGUAUUGAUGAAUGCUGAGUAAGCCAGCCUGACCAUGUCGGACAGCUUUGAUGAGGGGGAGAAACCCCCUGCCCCUCCCGUGAGGCAUACUAGUACUAUGAGGGAUGGAAAUUUGCCACAAGAACAUAAACCACUGCCAAAAGAACCCGACGAAAGGAAAAAGACAAAAACUCCCAAAAGUUUAAAUUCCAAAAAGUUGAAAGAAAAUGAGAAGCCAAUUAUUUCAAAUCCCUCCAACUUUGAGCACACAGUCCAUGUGGGCUUCGAUCCCCAUACCGGAGAAUUCACGGGGAUGCCUGAGUCGUGGGCCAAACUUCUUUCUCAGUCUAACAUCUCUAAGAUGGAGCAGAAGAAGAAUCCACAGGCUGUUCUGGAUGUCCUCAAUUAUUAUGAUGCUACAAACAAAGAGCAGCAGGAACCCAAAAUGAAGUAUAUGACCAAUAUCAAACCACCUAGUGCUGAUUCCAUGCGUCCCACACUCUCUGACAAAUUCUCCAACAAUGUUGUUAUAUCACCUCAAAAGGUUGAACAAGCAACACAUGCCUCUGAAGAAGAGGAAGAAGAAGCUCCCCCUCCUGUUGCCACUCGACCCGACAAAACAAAGUCUAUUUAUACAAAGCCAAUUGAACCUGAAGAAAAAGCUAAUGGUGCUAUCGCUACAAGUAAAAAUGAUAAACCCAAGAAACGUAAAAUGACAGAUGAAGAAAUUCUAGAAAAAUUACGCACAAUUGUGACCAUUGGUGAUCCAAAUAGGAAAUAUACAAAAAUGGAAAAGAUUGGCCAAGGUGCAUCAGGAACUGUGUAUAUUGCAAUAGAAGUGGCUACCGGAAGGGAGGUGGCCAUUAAAACAAUGAACUUGUCUCAACAACCAAAGAAAGAACUUAUUAUCAAUGAAAUUUUAGUGAUGCGGGAAAAUCAGAAUCCCAAUAUUGUGAAUUAUCUGGAUAGUUAUUUGGUCGGGGAGGAAUUAUGGGUUGUUAUGGAAUAUUUAGCUGGAGGAUCUCUUACUGAUGUUGUCACAGAAACGUGUAUGGAUGAGGGACAGAUAGCAGCUGUUUGUAGAGAGUGUUUACAAGCUCUAGAAUUUUUACACGAGAACCAAGUAAUUCAUCGAGACAUUAAGAGUGACAACAUACUGCUGGGAAUGGAUGGAAGUGUCAAAUUAACUGACUUUGGCUUUUGUGCUCAGUUAUCUCCAGAACAAAGUAAAAGGUCGACAAUGGUGGGCACACCUUAUUGGAUGGCACCAGAGGUCGUCACUAGGAAACAAUAUGGUCCAAAAGUGGAUAUUUGGAGUUUAGGUGUGAUGGCCAUUGAAAUGAUUGAGGGAGAACCACCAUAUCUGAAUGAAAAUCCAUUAAGGGCUCUGUAUCUAAUAGCAACAAAUGGUAAACCUGAAAUCAAAGAGAAACACAAACUCUCCCCUGUCUUCCAAGAUCUCCUAGAUAAAUGUUUGGAGGUUGAUGUAGAAAAAAGAGCUUCAGCUUCAGAGCUUUUAAAGCAUCCCUUCCUUCGGUUAGCAAAGCCACUGGCCAAUCUACAGCCACUUAUACUAGCUGCCAAAGAAGCUCAAAAAGGACAUUGAACAAGUUCAUCUUAUGCAAUAAUCUCUCUGUGUCUAAAAGGUUGUAUGAUUGAUUUGUAGAAGUUUCAGGUGUGAAUGCAAGAAGCAAAGAGAGACCUAGCUCUUUCUCUCAGAACUAUAAAAUGAAGGGAACUGUCUACUUGAUGUCUUUCAGUGACACUGCUUCAGAAUGAGUGAUCUAAAUGUCAGCUUUACAUGUCAUCAUGCCUGCUGGGACUAGCUGAGGGAAAUGACCCCUCCCCCCUCAACAGACUCAGCCAAAUUGUGAUAUUGGUGACCUUUAUGUCAAAUUUUUAAGCAUUUUUGUAAUAAGAUAUGUACGUAAGAAUAAAAUGUCAUCAUGAUUUUUCUCAUACAAAUAUCAGUGAUUUUAUUGUUCAUUCAUAGCUUUAAUGUUCAUUUUGUUUUUGUUAUUGGUUACUAAUAGUACAACUGCCUCUUACUUAGAAUUUUUAAGUUAUUUUUUUUUUUUUUGUUAUCUGUAUUUGUUUUUAGCUCUACUGGUCAGAGACCAGAAGAGCUUAUGCGAUAGUAAGGUGUCUGGCGUUUGUCCGUCUGUCUGUCUGUCUGUCUGUCCGUCUGUCUGUAAACAAUUUUUCAAAAUGCUACUCCUCCUACAGUUUUGGUCUGAUUUUAAUAUAACUUGGCACACAAGUAGACUACACUAAGAUACAUAAUUUAGUGCAUCGGUUUUUGAUUUCGAUGAACGGUGUUGCCAUGGUUACUAAAAAUAGAAAUUUUUGUGAAAUUCCUUUAAAAUGCUACUCCUCCUACAGUUUUUGUUUGAUUUCAGUAUAACUUGGCACACAAGUAGACUACACUAAGAUACAUAAUUUAGUGCAUCGGUUUUUGAUUUCGAUGAACGGUGUUGCCAUGGUUACUAAAAAUAGAAAUUUUUGUGAAAUUCCUUUAAAACACUACUCCUCCUACAGUUUUUGUUUGAUUUCAUUAUAACUUGGCAUACAAGUAGACUACACUAAGAUACAUAAUUUAGUGCAUCGGUUUUUGAUUUCGAUGACCGUUGUUGCCAUGGUUACUAAAAAUAGAAAUUUCUGUAAAAUUCCUUUAAAAUGCUACUCCUCCUACAGUUUUGGUCUGAUUUCAAUAUAACUUGGCACACAAGUAGACUACACUAAGAUACAUAAUUCAGUGCAUCGGUUUUUGAUUUCAAUGAAAGGUGUUGCCAUGGUUACUAAAUAUAGAAAUUUCUGUGAAAUUCCUUUAAAACGCUACUCCUCCUACAGGUUUGGUUUGAUUUCAAUAUAACUUGGCACACAAGUGGACUACACUAAGAUACAUAAUUUAGUGCAUCGGUUUUUGAUUUCAAUGUAAGGUGUUGCCAUGGUUACUAAAAAUAGUAAUUUCUUUAAAGUCCUUUAAAACGCUACUCCUCCUACAGUUUUUGUUUGAUUUCAAUAUAACUUGGCAUACAAGUAGACUACACUAAGAUACAUAAUUUAGUGCAUCGGUUUUUGAUUUCGAUGAAUGGUGUUGCCAUGGUUACUAAAUAUAGGAAUUUCUAUGAAAUUCCUUUAAAACGCUACUCCCCCUACAGUUUUUUGUUUGAUUUCAAUAUAACUUGGCACACAAGUAGACUACAUUAAGAUACAUUAUUCUAUUUAUUGCUACAUUUUGCAAAGUUUCAAAUCCAAGUGCUACGUUUCCUUUGUUAUAUGUACAGACCAGUAGAGCUACAGUCUCAUCAGAGACUUCUGGUUUUACAUUAACAAUGAUGUCCAUUUCUGCAAAUUGGAAUUUUUAGUUUAAACAUCUUUUGAGGAACAAGUCAUAAGCCAUAGUAUAUGUAUGUACCAAUAUUUGAACGGAAAAAGAGAAAUGAAUGGUUGUAUAUAUACCAAGCUAGUUGACAAUUCCAGUAAGAACUAUAGAAUAUCAUACAAUUUUGUAAUUUUUUGUCCAAUGGAUAACUAAUAUGUUAUGCUUGACAGUUCUUGGUCUGUCUUGGUUGUGAAUAUUUCAAAAGGUCAUUCUAUGCAUUGAAUUUAUUUAAACUGUCAAAUAGAUGGCACACAACACACAAAUAGGAAUUAAGUAAGUAAAAAUAGGGAAAAGUAGAUAUAGAAAAUACAAAAAACUGAAAUGUCAAAAUUAAAUAAUCAAUUAAUCACUCAUUUUUAAAUGUGCAGAUUUUAUGAAAUAUGUGUACAAAUAUGGGUAUACCCUAAUAAUACCAUGUAUUAUGAAAUGCUGAAAUGAAAUAACAGAUCUUGAUCUAAUUAUAUAGUUCAAACUUUGUAUAUGUAUUAUAUUAUAGAAUACAAUGUUUGAAAAAACAUAA